Molecule: messenger RNA, 507 nt
Organism: Dendrobium catenatum
Lineage: Eukaryota; Viridiplantae; Streptophyta; Magnoliopsida; Asparagales; Orchidaceae
Product: non-classical arabinogalactan protein 30-like
Exons: 1
Coding region: 1-507 (168 amino acids)
Source: RefSeq, a predicted model, not a curated record
AUGAAAAUCUCAAUCCAAGACCUCCUCAUCCUCCUCCUCUUCCCCCUUCUCUUAUCUGCUCAUGAAGAAUCCAAAAACCAAAAAGAGUUUACAGUUGUAGAAGGCAUGGUGUAUUGCCAAAGCUGCGAGCAUACUGGUUCUUGGUCGCUUGAAGGUGCAAAGCCCCUUGCUUCAGCGAAGGUUGGAAUUGCAUGCAAGGAUCAUAAGAAGAGAGUUUGGUUCUACAAAGCCAUUCAAACUGAUAACACUGGAUAUUACUACGCUCCAAUUCAAGGAAUGGAGGGAACAGAAGGUGUUAAGAAGAAGGAGAUUAGUGGUUGUAGUAUUCACCUGCUGGCUUCACCUGACAGCACUUGUAAUUUGCUUACUAAUAUCAAUUUAGGGAUAGCAGGAGCUGGAGUUAGGGAGGGGAAGAAGGUGAUGAAGGAGAAGGGAUAUGAAGUGGUGGUAUAUGCUGCUCCGCCACUGGCUUUUAAGCAGGUUAACUGUGUUCCUGCUGAUCAUUAG